Paramacrobiotus metropolitanus is the source of this 5330-nucleotide messenger RNA. RefSeq lists its product as uncharacterized. The coding region runs from base 578 to 5116 and encodes 1512 amino acids. Gene Ontology annotation, biological process: proteolysis. The transcript is spliced from 10 exons. Lineage: Eukaryota; Metazoa; Tardigrada; Eutardigrada; Parachela; Macrobiotidae. The record is from RefSeq and is a predicted model, not a curated record. Gene Ontology annotation, cellular component: extracellular matrix. Gene Ontology annotation, molecular function: zinc ion binding; metalloendopeptidase activity.
AUGGGCCGUCUUGGUUAACGUACCUUUUUUAGUUCGACAGCAAAGCACGGUGAUGCUGUUACUCUGGAUUUUGCGGGAAAUGUUCUCGUACCAGCUGAUUAUUUACAUAAGCGCAUUACGCUCUAUAAGUGGAUAUUGGGACGACCGGGAUUAUCACGACGACUUGGAAGAUGGUCAAGAUGGGCUCCCCGACGGUAAUAAACGACUGGCAACAUCGCAUAGACCCGGAUAUUAUGAAGGUCCAUUUGAGUAGUUUAAAUACCCAUGGAUUGCUGGAAGCCGACAUAAUGUUUGCUGAUGCUGCAUCGGACUCGGCCCGGAAAACGUAACGGGACGCAGACAGCUUGUUUUAUGGCCGAAUGGGAAGGUUCCUUAUCGUAUAAGUGAAUUAUUUGGUGAGGCUAACACGUGCACGUUUUGAGCACCUGGAUUGGAGUGAGCUCAGCAAUUAUUGUUUACAAGAAUUUGCUACAUUUUUAUAUCAUCGUUUCGUCAUUUGUUUUUACUUUUUACAUAUCAUGGUUUCUGUAUCUGCAUAUUUUCAGCCUCCCAAGAUGUUUUUAUCAUCCAGCAAGCAAUGUCUGCAGUCGAGCGUACAACGUUUCACUGUGUGAUAUUUACACCGAGAAAGAACCAAACGAAUUACGUACACUUUGUACCGGGCGAAAAUUGUUCGUCUUUCGUGGGGGUUCUCGGCGGCCGGCAGCCUGUAUUUCUCCAUCCAGCCAAGUGUAUUCAGCUCGGGAGAGUGCAGCAUGAGAUCCUGCACGCCCUGGGUCUGUAUCACGAGCAUAGUCGCCCUGAUCGGAACGCCAGUGUAAUCAUAAAUGACGAAGAGAUCAUGGAAAACUAUAUAUCCCAGUAUAGCAUCAUUCCCGACAUGCCCACAUUCGGGACGGCGUACGAUCUGGACUCACUAAUGCACUAUGGGCCGUACGAUUUUGCUAAAACCACCGAUCGUCCCGUUAUCGUGCCCCGGCACGAGGGUGUGUAUCGUAUGGGGCAACGAGAUGGUCUGAGCGUACGCGAUGCCGCAAAACUGCGUAAUGCCUACAGAUGUCAAGUGGAGCAGGGGCACGAAACCGACAACCAGGAGCCAAUGUCGACAGGAUUCUCAGGACUGCCGAUGCAAGCCGCACAGUGUGCGCUACAGUUUACUCGGUACUGUAAGAGUUCCACCACGACGAGGGAAAACUGCACCAGUCAAAGCUCGUUGAAUAUCGAGUGCGAGGAAGAAGCGGAUGCUGCGCAUCUGCGGGUCAUGGCGCUGGCCAUGGCUGCGGCACCGUUGCGACCGGUGAAUGUUGCGUUACUGGAACAGCAGUUUACCGUCGCAGCAUUGUCGCCCGUGGAAAGACAGGUGCUGACGUUGAUCAUGCAGAACUGUCGCGUUCGUGAUCCAACGGAGAGAUUCGGGAGAUUCUCGUUUGUGAAUCUCCAACAAAUUAUUAUGCGUAACUGUAUGGACAUCCGUAUCAAGAAGGCUGACUUCCAACUGAUGCUCAUGCUGAAGGUCGUAAUUUUCAUGGAGGUGACCAUUGUGUAUUUGGAAGAGGGGACCUUUACCAGCCUACCAGAACUGCGAAUUCUGGCGUGGCAUAAAGACUUGCUGUACAAUUUCGGAACAAUAGGUUUAGAUUAUUCGGACAAUGAUAGCGAAGACGACCGUCGUGCACGUAGUCGGUGCGACUAUUUACAGCGAAUGCACUGCGACUGUGAAUUUGCCUGGCUGAGAAAAUGGCUUCGCGAGAACGAUAUGCUGACGCUGCCAACUGCAGACUCACUGAUUUUCUAUUAUUCCAAUACCUCACACAUUACCCCCGGCAUAACGCUCAACAGAAACGAUAUAUACAUUCCCAUUGACUGCGCGCUGCAACCAUUUCCAUCUGACUUCAGCGUGAUUGAUUUUACGCAGCGGGAAUUUUCCAUCCACGAACCACAAUGCCCAUUACGUACCCAUAAUGCAUCAUAUAGCCGUAUGAAAUGGAAGCGAACUUUCUCCGCCGCACCCAUCGACGCCGCCCAGUGUCGGCUGCAGUUUGGGUUGUCAUGCAAACCGGGGGAUUUUCGGUUUGCUCCACGCCAAGAUAGGAAAACGGCCAUAGUAGAGUACUGUGAGGAGUUGUUCCGUAGUUCCACACGGACUUUGUAUGUUGGCUGUACCGGUGACACCAAAGUGAGGGAUGCGCAAGAGGUUGCGUUUGCUCUGGCUAAGCCGCUGUUACGGCCGAUCUACUUAAUCUUGGCUGACGGACCAUACAUCGUCUAUCGUGCGUUUGCCCCCAUCAGGACGCAGGUCUUGAAACUGCACUUCCACGACUGCGUCGAUCAACGUCCCACGGCAAAGCUAUCGGAUCUUGACUUCGCUAAUCUGUUAUAUAUGGCCAUUGCUUCGUGUUCAGAGAUUAUUGUGCAAUCUGAGGAUUUUAGUGACCUUGUGGAUCUACGUGUUCUUCUGUUUCAAAGGACAACGGUCAUCGGGGUUUCACAGUUCACGUUCACCGCUCUGUCGAAUCUACAGCUUUUAUCCCUGGAAUACACGGUGCAGGACCGGCUCAAUCUUUCGGCGAAUUAUUAUCAGUAUCUCCGCAGACUUCAUUGUGAUUGUCAGUAUUCACAGUUUCGUAGCUGGCUACAGCGGCGUAUCAUCGAUCCGAUGAGCAUCUUGUUUCCAAAUGAGAUGGUUAUUUCGGAUCUCAGUGUUCGCGAUGUCUGCGGAGAUCGCAUGUCUAACAUCGCUACGACGAUAGUUGCCUUUGAAUACGACACGGAUGAUGCAAUCGGAUUCCACCGGGAGCGCUACUGCUGGAAAAAGGAGGAACUGUAUGCACCCUUCGACUGCAGUAAAGCCAAAGCGGACAAUCCUCGGGGUGCCAUAGAUCACACUUACAUCCAGAUAAAUUAUUCGGUCAGUGCGCCGAGUUGUGGGUCAAGUGUGGCGGGAAACUGCUCGACAACGCCAUCCGAAUGGCACGACUGCAAAGUACACAACCGGAGCGCCGGCGGAAAGGCUGCUUCUGCGAAAGAAUGGAUUUCAAGUAUCAAUCAGCCAAUUUUGAACGAGCGACGAUCCGAGCUGACUAUAAAAGCAAUCGACGGAACCGGUAAUACAUACUACUACGACGAUCAGGAGCUUAGUAGCAACCCCGCUUCCGAAUCUGGAAACUUGCCGGAUAGCAGGUUCUGGUCGACCAGCGGCACGGCCAUCCCUUAUUCCGUUAGCGAAGCAUUCAGUCUUCAGGACAUCGAAGCUAUCCAGGAUGCACUGCUUUCAAUCUCGUCCUCCACUUCGCAGUGCAUAAAAUUUAAAAUCCGCAAGUAUGAAGAGGACUAUAUCUCAUUUUGGCAGGGACAAAGAUGUCAAUCAAGCGUAGGCAAACAAGGUGGUCAGCAGAACAUCACACUGGCGGAAGUGUGUAUCUUCCGCGGAGCCAUCCAGCAUUUGGUUCUCCACGCACUGGGACUGUUCCACGAACACCAUCGAGCCGAUCGUGAUGGCUAUUUGCGCAUCUAUUUUAAUCGCACGCAGCUACCACCUACCAGUAUCUUUUUUCGCAAGCUGCCGCAAAUGGCGAGUUACGGCACAGAAUACGACCUGGAAUCGAUUAUGCACUACGGCGUUUUUGACCUCGCUAGUCCUGAGAACCCAGAUCUACCUGUUUUUUUUCCCAAAGCUGCACCAAAGAAAGGAAAAGGAAUAAAAAUGGGCCAGCGGCGAUCAUUGAGCGCUAAGGACAUAGUAAAGCUAUACUCAGCUUACAACUGUAGCAGGCAGAGAAGCCAACUGUCGGUUGCCGAGCCGCUUCCCGAAUUUGGUAAAGACAAUCUUACUCAGCCCAUGUGUAAUGCAUUAUCCACGUUGAAAUGUAACGUUGGCGAUAUGGAAAACUGCUUGGCUUGGAAAACGAUACAGCUUGUAUGCGGCUCAAACACAACCGUCGAGGACUGGAACCAAGCGGCCGUCACCGUGGCGAAAAUUCCACUGCGUGCAAUCCGACUGCAUUUACUGGACAGCCGGGAAAGGUAUGCAGCGCCCGACGCCUUCCAACCCAUUCGUAGACAGAUAGUGGUGGCAAUGUUUAUUCGCUGCCGAGACUGCCGUUUUACGUCGGUGCUGUCGGUGUUCGGGCUCGUUAGUGUUAUGGACAUUGCGCUACAACUGUGCUACGGUUUGGUAAUAAGGAAAGCGGAUUUCUACGGCCUCCAGCGGUUGCAAGUCUUGACGUUCGUUAGCAGCACUCUUCGCACACUCGAGCCUGAGACGUUUAGCACGCUGUCGAGUCUCGAAGUACUGAGCCUGGAGUUUGAUCUUCUUAAUCCGACCUGUUUGCUUUUUAAUGUUACCCGCUCGCAACAGUUGGAGUACUUACACAGGCUGCAUUGCAGCUGUGAUUUUGCUGACUUUCGACGAUGGAGAAAAACCAACAAGGCGCUGCGGGAAGAAGUUGAAGCAGGCGAGAUAAUGUACGUUGAGGGCGCCCUGGGUAGUGGACCGUUCAGGAGGAGUGAUUUGUUCUAUCCCGUUGAUUGUCUGGCCGACCUGUUGAAUGAUACAGACGCUGCAAUCAACUUUACGCAGCUCGAGUACUCCGUUAACGAGCCGCUGUGCGAACCUAGAACCAUCCCAGCAACAUCUUCCUAUGACCGCGAUCUAUGCAGCAGUGCCGAUGCAGACCACCCACUCAUUGCUGUGAAAGGGUUGGCUAGAUCAAUACAAGUCACGAUCCCCGGUGUUAUUCCAGUGUCACCCAGCCCGGUUAACGAAGCCGCUGCCAAGAUACACAGUCAUGACCAAUCCCGUGGGUGGGUUUACGGUUGCAUUGGCGGCGUUGUCGGACUCGGCGUAAUAUCUUUCAUUUAUGUUGUUUGGCGUGGUAUUCGUCGCCGAAAUCGCCGUGCCGCACAGAGGCCAACUCUUGAAAGCGGUCAACUGUUGUCGACAAGCGUGGCGGUUGUAGAACGUGUGGAGAUCUCUAUGUCGUCUAUCGACCUGACCCAUCCCUUUAGCGGUGAUGUGGAAGAAGUAUCUGACGCUGGUUCAGUGACAACGGCAGGCACCGAACUGCAACCGUUAACCAGCGAUGUGCCCGAAAGUGAUAAUAAGAGUGAGCGGUAGAAGGUUUGGGCAAGAACAUUUACGGGAACAUUCUGUAACUUUAACAUGCGUUCAGUGUUGCCUAACUGCGAGAUGGUGUGUGUACUGUCAAAAGAAUGCCAUCAGUAAUUGUUCGUGUGUAGCAGAUAUUCGUUCAAAAUUUUGUCUUUCAUCGAUUUGUCGUAGCAAAAAUCGCGGGUAAAAGUUUGUCAGCCAGCACAGAGUCGUCAGCAAG